AUGGCUGACGAGACGCUAGACCUUCACCCAAAUAAAUGGGACUAUAACAAGAAAUUAAAAGCUGUAGACACUAGUAAUUGGAAUUCUACUCCAUAUAUCGAGAAUGAAUACGCCAUACAGCCUGAAAAGAAACCCUUCAAGUUGGCUAAGAUCCUGUAUAAUGAAGAGUCUAUCGAAGGAAUAACACUAAAUUCAAUCACAGUAACGAGUGUAUCAGUAUUUUAUGACCCCCAAAAAACCAAACUACUGGCCUUUUGCCUUUGCUCCGGGAAAAAAUAUAAUUAUUAUGCGAACCAAAACACUACCAAAGAAGUCACAAAAACAACCUUUACAACAUUUUCACUCAAUUACAAGCCUGACGUUACUAUAACCAGAAACUUUUUAGAGAAUAUAUAUGAGAAUAAGGGUUUGAACAUCGUAUCACUGGCCAGUAAUUGCAAUGAAAUUGCUAGAAAGCUAUUUAGAGACACAGAUAUAAUCUUUGACCUUGAUAAGCAUCUUGGUGGAGACGGAGAUUUUAAAAAGUACAAAUCUGAUACUCAUGGAGAAACUAUUAUAGUGUAUAAUCCAAAGCCAUUGGGUACUAGGUUUGUGGUUGUUAGGUAUUUAACAAGCAUGUUUACCAUCCUUGGAAUAAAGUUGAAAAAUAAGAAUAUAACAAUAAAUGGAGGGUUUCCUGCUGAAACAUUUACAGAAUUUUCUGUUUGUUAUAAAAAGGAGGACAAGAAGUAUAGUGAUCCCCUUCUCAUGGUUUUGAAAAUACAGUCCUCACAUCACACUAUUGGACAUAUCGCAGGAAUAUACCUUUUGUCAAAGAAUACUAAAAGCACAAUCUGGGAUAGUACAAAAGUCGCUGGUUUUGAAAUUUAUGAGAAAGACUUUGAAGAGGUUCUUGAUAAUAUAGUGAGAUACUCGAGACUUCAAACCUCGGGAUUAACACACGAUCUCAAGAAUAAACUGCGGGAUGGUACAAAAGAUCUUAUACUUGACAUAGAUAAGGUUACUAAACAGGAUUCUGAUACCUACAGUUACAAUGGUAAGACAGUUCACUACCGAAGGCAAAGUAUGGAAGAAGGUUAUUUUGCGAUGGAACAUGCUCACAAAUUUCAGACCUUUACCAUAAAGAAAGUAAAGACAAAAGAUAGCAGAUUUACGGAUAUUCCUUCCAAUAACAUUUUGGUUUCUCUAUUCAAAGUAUACUUUAAUGAGAGGAUAGGUGAACAUCCACUUCUGAUAUAUCUUCUGUAUAACGGAAAACAUAACUGGUUGAGGAGAUUUUAUGGAGACACUAAGUGGGAAAUUGUCACUGAUACCACUCUGGCUAAGGGGGAAACUUUGGGAUCUAUUAAGCGGCUUCUCGAUGUAUCAUCUAUCCCAAAGAUUACAAUAGAUUUACAGAAAAGGGGGUAUAUCUAUAAACCAGUCGAUAAUUCUUUACAAUUUCGAAUGACCAUGAAAAGAGUUCAACAUUCUAAUUACUAUGAGUUUAAAUAUUUCAGGGCUGGUAAUGAAACUUUCAAAAUCAAGAAUAUUCGAUAUGGAGCCAAAGAACUUAAAGGAAUGAACUUGAAUGGCGAAUGGACGAGUAUUUCGGCAUAUUACUGGGGAACUGAACCUUUAUAUGAUAGACUUAUGGUUGUUCAAUUCGGAGAUAGAGACGAAGAUUGUUAUUCAUAUGGUGGUGACAAUGAAGAGUGGAUACAAACUGCCAGUAAAUUUGAAACUACUAUUCUUGAGCUCCUUGAGAGUACAAAUUGCAAGAGAAAGAAUGCUCAUAUAAUAGACAUAGCCUCUACAAGCAUUUAUAGCUGUCAAGGGUGUGGAACAGGAAUAAAGGUGCAUACUAUUUAUUUUAGUCAAUAUCACUGUUAUGAGCACACUAUUACUGGUGAAGGUUCACCUUCAAUUUCCAGAUUCAAAGAUGGCAAUUUAUAUGACAUUGGAGUGCCUGCAUUUAGUAAUUUUAGGACCGUCUAUGUCUAUCUAAAAAAACACUUCGAAAAACCCCUUCUUAUUAACAUUGCAGGAUAUAUUGGAGAUGGUAAAGAGCCACCGUAUGAUGAAAGAUGGUACCAAAGAGGUUACAAUGCCGAUGGAAAAUGGGAAAAGGUAGGAAAAAAAGAUGCUCCCAAACGUUACAAUGAGUACGAGACAAUUUUAAAGAUUAUUUAUGGAACUAAAGAGGGAAAACAUCUAAAUAAACCAGUUGAGCAGGAAAAUAAAUUGUUAACCAAUCAGUAUAAUAAUAGCAUGGGUUAUAAUACAGGUUCAGAUGACAGAGCUAUCGGAACACCAGGAACUCAAUUAAGGAAUCAUAUUGUACAAGUUCGUGAAAACUCGAUUCCAUCUGAUACUCGGGUUUCCAUUCCAGCUUUAAAGAUUAAAAAUACAGCAAAACACAGUGUUAUAGCUGGCAAUAAAACCUCUGAAUCUGCUGUUUCAAAACCAACAGUUACGCAAAAUAAUCUUAAAGAUGCAGAAAUCAAAGCUAAAGUCACUAAAAUUGGUGAGGAACCUGACGCUUCCAAGAAAAUAGAGCACAAAGAAGUAUCUGUUGUGGAAGAUUCAUCUCAAAAUUUUUCUAAAGCCCCAAGUGAGGAUGGUAAAACCCAUAAAACUCCUUUACAUGAAAGUUCCGGUAGCACUUCCACUAUGGAUCGAUCAUUGGAUCCCAAUGGUGGUGACAGUAAUAGACAUAGAUCAACUGGAGGAGGGGAAACUAAUGAUAUAAGCCGAAACAGCACAGUUAGAGGGACUGGUGGUGAGAGGAUGGAUAUAGAAUCAAAACAAAAUACUGUUGCUACAAAUGAUCAUGUAUCUCAAAAUGGUUCUGAAUAUGACUUAGAAGGAAAUAAAGAAGGUGGAACGGACAGUGUUUCUACUGAUUCUGGUAGCCAGGAACAUUCAACUGCUGAUGAAGAUUCAGAUCAAAUACAAUCUAAUGGUGAUUCACAUGUUUCUCCUAAUAUCUCUGACUGGUUUAAAAAACAUGCUAUAACUAUUGGGUCUGCUGGUACAUUAGCUGUUGUAGUUCCUACUGGGAUAACCACUUAUUGUUGCAUUAAAAAUAGAAAGGUCUAA
Messenger RNA from Theileria equi strain WA, 3081 nucleotides. RefSeq lists its product as hypothetical. NCBI's taxonomy places the organism in Eukaryota, Apicomplexa, Aconoidasida, Piroplasmida, Theileriidae. Bases 1 to 3081 code for a protein of 1026 amino acids. The transcript has a single exon. The record is from RefSeq and is a predicted model, not a curated record.